CCUAAUAGUAAGAGCCCUAAAUGAAUGAAUGACAAAGCUUGGGUUGCUUUGUUCCAUAGGCUCGGGUCUGGGUGGGCGUUGCUGCUCUAUCAGCUUCUCUACGAGAGGUUUCCAGACCACCUCAUUCUCCGCCGCCGCCUCCUCUGCCAAAAUGUCAACGGAAUUCUAUACGUUCGGCCCGUACAAGAUAGACCCCAAGGAGGUCUUCUUCUCCACCCCCCUUUCCUAUGCCAUGGUCAACCUCCGUCCUGUUGUUCCAGGUCAUGUGCUUGUCUGCCCAAGGCGUGAAGUUAAGCGGUUUGUUGAUCUCACUGUUGAAGAGACGCAAGAUUUAUGGCUAACAGCACAGAGGAUCGGUGGAGGGAUUGAGCGUUUCCAUAAGGCGUCAUCACUCACUUUUACCAUCCAAGAUGGACCAAAGGCAGGGCAGACUGUUGCUCAUGCUCACGUUCAUAUCCUUCCAAGGAAAGAUGGUGACUUUGAGAAUAACGAUGAGAUCUACGAUGCAAUAGAUGCAAAGGAGAAGGAACUGAAAGGAAAGCUCGAUUUAGAUAAAGAAAGGAAGGACAGAAGUAUGGAAGAGAUGUGUAAAGAAGCAGAGGAAUACAGGUCGCUUUUUGUGUUGCCCUGACAGCCAUGUUGCAUAUGAACACAUCGCACUGGAUUUCCCCGUCGUUGAUAGUUCUUAACUUUUUUGCAACUUUCUUUCGUUUUCGUGUGUCUGGACGAAGAAUAUUAUCAUAUAUUGUUGUUGUUGAUGAUGAUGUAGUUACUUCAGCAUGUAGUUAAUGUGGCCAGCAUUUAUGUGCUGUAAUAACAAAGCUUAUGUUAAACAGUGAAAGUAAGGUAAGUGUUUCAAUGAAUUAUAAUUGAAUUGUUUGCAUGAACUAGAA
Hibiscus syriacus is the source of this 893-nucleotide messenger RNA. RefSeq names its product bifunctional bis(5'-adenosyl)-triphosphatase/adenylylsulfatase FHIT-like. The transcript has 5 exons. Bases 29 to 631 code for a protein of 200 amino acids. The record is from RefSeq and is a predicted model, not a curated record. Gene Ontology annotation, molecular function: catalytic activity. Lineage: Eukaryota; Viridiplantae; Streptophyta; Magnoliopsida; Malvales; Malvaceae.